Dicrocoelium dendriticum is the source of this 1666-nucleotide messenger RNA. Lineage: Eukaryota; Metazoa; Platyhelminthes; Trematoda; Plagiorchiida; Dicrocoeliidae. The record is from the annotation of a GenBank genome assembly.
CGCACCAAGUGCAAGAAUGGUUGGUAUACCAAAGAUGGAGCAACUGAAAAGUGCCCUCAAUUCUCGGAUCAAUAACCCUAAUUCGCAACGUCGAAUGGUUUUGUGUGUGGUUUGUGUUGCUCUUCUCCUGGACAACAUGCUAUACAUGGUGAUUGUACCCAUUAUACCCGACUAUUUACAGGCGAUAGCUGGUCUUGGACAUGAACAAGUGAUGUGGACAAACGGAACGUACAGCAAACAAGUAUCGCCUACCGAACGUUAUUUCAACGACUCUAGCGGUCAGUAUCAACUGCGAUGGCUAGUGCACGAGUCUGAUGCAAAGAUCGGAACUCUGUUUGCAUUUAAAGCCAUUGUCCAAUUGCUAUUCAAUCCGCUCUCUGGAACCGUUAUUGACCGCAUCGGAUACGAUUUACCAAUGAUGUUCGGUCUUUGUGUCAUUUUCGUCUCCACAUCAAUGUUUGCUUUUGGACGCUCCUUCGGACUGAUGUUCCUUGCACGUGGACUACAAGGAAUGGGUUCUGCGUUCGCCGACACCGCAGGAUUGGCAAUGAUCGCAGAUCGAUUUACAGAGGAAAAGGAGCGCACAAAAUCUCUGGGAAUCGCACUGGCCUUCAUCUCGUUUGGUUCACUUGUAGCCCCUCCUUUUGGUGGAAUUCUGUACCAAUUUUUUGGAAAGGAACUGCCAUUUAUAACCUUGGCGUUCAUUGCUUUGCUCGACGGAUUCUUGUUGAUGGUAAUUAUGCAACCGGUACGAAUAGAACGCACGGUCUUGAAGGCAGAGGGCAAUUUACCCAAAGGAACCCCAAUACACCGGCUCCUUUUAGAUCCUUACCUUGCCAUUUGUGCCGGUUGUCUGACUGUUGCGAACGUGUCCCUUGCCUUUCUGGAGCCCACGAUCUCGAACUGGAUGUCCGUCGAGAUGCAUGCAACAAACUCCCAGGAAGGUCUAGUUUGGCUUCCUGCAUUUCUGCCCCAUUUGGCCGGAGUGAUAACUACGGUAAAACUGGCCAAUAAAUAUCCAAAGUACCAAUGGCUUAUGGCUGCUGCCGGAUUAGCAAUUGAAGGAGUGAGCUGUUUCUUCAUUCCAUUCUGCACCAACUUCCUUGCCCUGAUGAUUCCAAUCUCGGUACUGUGCUAUGGAAUUGCACUAGUGGACACUGCUAUCUUACCCACCAUGGCAUUUCUAGUUGACACUCGGCAUGUUUCCGUCUACGGUUCUGUCUACGCCAUCGCUGAUAUCUCUUACAGCAUAGCCUAUGCGCUUGGACCCAUUGUCGCUGGAGGUCUGGUUCAGGCAAUUGGAUUCCUUGGCCUGAACAUCGCCAUCACACUAUGUACUCUCGCAUUCGUGCCCGUUCUCUAUCCUUUGAGAAAGUGUUACAAACAGACUGAGAUCACUGCAGCAAGCCGCGAACUACGAAGGCGUAGUACCUUCUCAGCUGACGAUCGACGCUCACAACAAGCCCCUUUGGCUGACAAUGCACUUCUCAAUGAUCACAAUAAGACGGUGUAUCCUGGUUACGAACAAACGCAGCAUUUCGAGUAUGGCGUCGAAAAGCGUUCACUAAUGGGAGGCAACAGCAUGUCGAACCAGAGGCAGCCUACAUCUCGCAAAGGAAAUGUGGAUUUUUCGCUGCCAGAGCAGGAGGGAUAUGGCUACGGAUGA